GUUCAGCUCGAGCGAGCCUGUCAUCAGAGACGUGUCUCAUUUCCCAGCUUCCCCUGCAUUUCCUGCUUUGACUCCACCGCAGAAGCCAAAGCGACAGGAUGAAAACAAAAUGCUAUACCUCAACUUCACUGAUGAGCUGUGAACGGCAUUAUUAACACCGGUUCGCUAAAAGUUUAUCUAAAACAGUUGUAUCUGAGGCGUGUGAUAGUAAUUUAAAUUUAUCAUGCAGUUCUCUCCCACCAACGGAGAUUUCACGUUCGUCUCCUCCACAGACGCGGAAGAGCUCAGUGGCACCAUCAGUGCCCAGGACAUUAAAUUAAACAUGGGCAUGGAGAGCGGUAAAGACCCAUAUGCCACCAUGUUCCUGAAGCAGAGAGGCUACGGCUGGCUGCUGGAGGUGGAGGAGGAUGACAAUGAAGAGAGCAAACCUCUUUUAGAGGAGCUGGACAUCGACCUGAAGGACAUCUAUUAUAAGAUUCGAUGUGUGUUGAUGCCAAUGCCAUCACUGGGUUACAACCGACAGGUGGUCCGAGACAACCCGGAUUUUUGGGGCCCUCUAGCCGUGGUGCUACUCUUCUCCAUGAUCUCCAUCUAUGGACAGUUUAGGGUUGUGUCUUGGAUCAUCACCAUCUGGAUAUUUGGAUCACUAACAAUCUUCCUGCUGGCUCGUGUUCUUGGUGGUGAGGUAUCCUUCGGCCAAGUUCUUGGAGUGAUUGGAUAUUCCCUUCUUCCUCUCAUCGUUAUAGCCCCUCUGCUCGUAGUGAUCAGAUUUGAGUUGGUUUCUACACUAAUCAAACUGUUUGGAGUGUUCUGGGCUGCUUACAGUGCUGCUUCACUGCUUGUUGGAGAUGAAUUUAAAACGAAGAAGCCCCUUCUCAUAUAUCCCAUUUUCCUUUUGUAUAUCUACUUCCUAUCACUAUAUACUGGUGUGUGACUGGAUGAAUUGAAACUGGACCUUUCCAUGGACCCUGACCCUGGAGCAUGGGGUAAAAAAAAAAAAAGUCAAGCUAUGGAAUCAGAAUUUUUAUAAACAGUGUUUAUUUCUUGUUUAAACUCUGUUAGAUGCUGGGGAUGUUGGGAAUAUGUCUUUAGUCAAUAAAGUGCAUAUGGCUUUACAGUUUAAAAUAUGGUAUGCAUACUUUUGUUCACCAGUGCAAUACAGCACCCAUAGUCCAACAUUUACUUUGUAGUUCAUGAAGCAGGAAUAGUCACAGGGUUGUAUACCAAUUUAAUGAUGAUGUUUUUACUCCUUAUCCCACUGAAGAGUGUGGUGCCAAAUAUUUGUGUGUAUAUGUUUUUGUAUGAAGAAAAGAAAAAGACACGGCACCAAACAGAUUGUUGAGCAUAAUGUUCACUGUUAUGAACUAUAUGUACAGAAUUUACAAUGAAAAGUGUUGAUUUAUGCUUUUCAUUUUUCACAGACUUGUUUUCUUAAUUUCAGCAACAGAAGCAGGUUGACUGAGGCUGUUAGUGUGAGAUACAACAGUGCAUUAAAUGUGGUGCCUUGUUUCCCCACCCCUCUAUCCUGUUUGUCAGCUGUUUAAUAGAGAAAUAUAAUCAUUUGAUCAACAAUUUCGGGGGAUGAAUAAAUUAAUAGUUUUUUGUCGCUUGAA
Scatophagus argus is the source of this 1613-nucleotide messenger RNA. RefSeq names its product Yip1 domain family, member 4 (gene yipf4). The coding region runs from base 224 to 934 and encodes 236 amino acids. The record is from RefSeq and is a predicted model, not a curated record. The transcript has 6 exons. Gene Ontology annotation, biological process: vesicle fusion with Golgi apparatus; endoplasmic reticulum to Golgi vesicle-mediated transport. Gene Ontology annotation, cellular component: trans-Golgi network; membrane. Lineage: Eukaryota; Metazoa; Chordata; Actinopteri; Scatophagidae.